Messenger RNA from Anneissia japonica, 5183 nucleotides. RefSeq lists its product as uncharacterized. Bases 39 to 2798 code for a protein of 919 amino acids. The record is from RefSeq and is a predicted model, not a curated record. The transcript has 4 exons. Gene Ontology annotation, cellular component: membrane. Gene Ontology annotation, biological process: cell surface receptor signaling pathway; G protein-coupled receptor signaling pathway. Lineage: Eukaryota; Metazoa; Echinodermata; Crinoidea; Comatulida; Comatulidae. Gene Ontology annotation, molecular function: G protein-coupled receptor activity.
CUUUCACGUAACUGCAAGUAUUGUAGAAAAAGUUAGCAAUGACGUCAUAUGCGGUUUUACUGUGGAUGUUAAGAGUGGUAAUUGUACAGAUUGGUUCCGGUUCCCGUCUUACUUCCUCCGCUUCUGGACUCGAUACAAAUGGGAACGAUACCCAUGUAACAGAAAACGAAUUCGAUGAUAUAGACGUAUGUACACAUCAUCAAACUUGCCAUGGAAGAUGUGGACUGUUUCUUACACGAAACUCUAUGUGCCACUGCGACCCGAAAUGCGAGCUUUAUGGAGACUGUUGUUACGAUUACUGGAGUAGUUGCACCAAUAGCAGAGUUUUGAAUUCUUCUCUUGCGUUAUGGGAACGUACUGUUUGUAUGAAAUCCGAAUUUGAACAAUUCUAUUUAAUAUCGAAAUGUAGGUCAGUAACAGUUAAUGAACAUAUUCGAUCAAGCUGCGAGGAACCAAAUCCAGAUGAUUUUCUUCUAAACAUUCCAGUAAGUGAUUCUUCAAAUCUAGCUUAUUCGAAUUUGUUCUGUGCUCUUUGUAAUGGCGUUUCCAUAACGAAUGUCGAAGGAUGGAAAGUAAUGGCUAAAUGCAGACAAAUUAAUGAUGACUACUUGGCGGCUGUUUUUACAUCAUCAGAUCAAUCUUUAAUACAAAACAACCUCGAAACCAUCCUUUCUAAAAUAUAUCUUACGGAAGAUUGUAAUUUGCAGUACAAACCUAUAGGAGGAAAUAGUAAGAGGUAUUGCUCUUAUGAGCAUGGAAUUAAUUAUUGCCCUAUAGAUUUUCCAGAUAAAAAGGUGGCAAACAACUGCAAAAGGUACAAAGCUACUGUGCAUGCGGGUAGCGCAAGUUACGCAAACCCGCAUUGCGCUCGAUGUCACGGGGAAGUAGAUUACACUUGCAAAUUAAGUGACACGCAAUAUUGGACACCAUUCAAAGAUCCCGGCCUUGCCGCCGCUGGGGCGGAUGAAGACAGUGAAUUAAUUGAUAUAGUGGUAACUGUGCCCAUCACUAUUUUAGUGGAUUUCACUUCGGGUAGUCUUAGUGUUGAAACUCCUUCAAAAAAGGUCACCACUGAUGGGUUUAACUGCGGAUCGGGUCGGGUAUACAACCCCUUUAAGGAAGUAUGUAUCAAGACAAUUUGCGAACAUGGUAAAAUCCUUACAGAGCAUGGAUGCAUCUAUGAAUUAGGAAAUCUGAAGAAAACACCAAUAAAAUCCCCAUCUACUAAAAUCGGUGAGCUUGUCUGCAUAUGCAGAGGGUACAGUAAUGUACAAGUACGGUAUAACGUUAAUAAUACAUCGACAGCAAAUGUUACUUUAUCUCAGAUAACAUCAUUAUUAAAAGGGUAUAAUACAUCGUUCAAGUUUAAACAACAUGAUACAUCGACUGCAACAAUUAGUUUUAAGACUUCAGAAUGCCAGCUAGUACAAGGAGUUUUCACUAUAGCAUUUCAACAGUUCAACAGUGAAAAAGUUUUGUUAGAAAACGUUUUAAUAACACAGGUUUGUUUGAAUGAAAACCUGAACAUCACGUCACCAACUGAACAAAGUUGUAUUUCACAAUCAUUUGACUUCACUAAGUUAAAUAUAACAAAAGGAGAUCAAACAACAACAGUAACCGACGGACACGAUUAUUUUACUUUAGAAGAAACGAGCUAUCGAGUAGAGAUGACGUUUAAUGUUGAAAAUGACUCAAUGAUGUUCAGUACGUUGAUGAUAACAAACUGUUCAUCAGAACGCCCACGUGACCCCACCUGCCCACUUAUCGUUUUAGAUGCCAAAGAGUUUGAUUUCACAAGUAACAACACGUGGAUCUACCAACCUACCGGUCACCAGUUCACAAAUGACAAAAUUAUAUUCAGUAACGAAACCAUCACUGUCUGUACUUUUUUCUUACCAAAUGGAACAAGACAAACUUCGUCAAAGUUGUUUGUUUACGAAGAGACUCUCCAACUUAUUAACCUAGUCGGUGUGUCGUGUUCGCUACUUGGUUUGUUCCUGACAUGCCUUACUAGUUGCGUCAGUAGGCCUACUACUUUACGCACAAAUUCGGGAAAGAUUGUGAUGAAUAUCGCAAUUUCACUUUUCUUUGCGCAGUUUGGAACUCUAUUUACAGGCGCUUUCGUGCAAUUUGAGCAUGCGUGUGCCAUCAUUGCUGCAGUCAUGCAUUAUCUGUGGCUGGUGGCGUUUAUGUGUAUGUUUGUGAUGUCAUUAACUCUCUUUAAAUCUUUCCGUUCCUUUAAAGCAUCUUUAAAAAGUCGGUAUGAAAAUCAGUCGAUCAAUCUCUAUUUGUAUUUUAGUUGGGGAAUUCCUCUCGCGUUCGUCGCUAUACUGUUGAUUAUUCACUUCUGUGAUUGUGUACCCUUCAAGUUUACAUACGGUGACGACACAGUCUGCUGGAUACGCGAUGAAUUUGCCGCUUUGAUAGUCUUCGGUGUUCCAAUGGCAACGAUUAUGGGGGUAAACAGUUUUCUAUUUGUCGUCAUAGUUUGCGGAAUUCAUCGAUCAAAAGAAAACUCGAGGAAGAUUCGAGGGAGUUCCAAGAAGAAAGACAUCAUAAACAAUCUCGUGAUUUAUGCAAAGAUAUCGUGUAUUAUGGGAUUGACUUGGACAAUUGGAUGCGUCGCUUCAUUCAUUGAUGAAAGAUUUCUGUGGUACAUAUUCGUUAUUAUGAAUAGUAUGCAAGGAGUUUUCAUAUUUCUUUCUUUCAGUGCCACGAAACUGGUGGCGCUAUUGCACAGGAAGCAGAAAAAUAAUCAGAACGUUAUAGACAUUCGGACCAUUUAUAAUAAAGUGUAAGAACAUUAUUUCUUAAUAUAGUACAGUGUAUACAAUAUUCAACUGAAGAAUGGCUUUGCUUAAAACUGAUGUGCUUAUCUUUCAAUAGAUAUAUUUUACAUAAUUAAUGUUAUAUAUCGACAGUCCCAGAUUAGUACGCUUACGGCGCGCCAUAUUUGCUAUUUUUGUUCUUUAAUUCGGAGAGCAGAAAGGACAACAGAAAGGACAUAACACCUUCAUUUGCGACUUAUAAACAUACGGUAAUUAGAAGUAGGUCUAUGACAUAUCUUUGAAAUCUAACUUGGCGUUUUUUUUUUUUAUUGAGAAAACCUUUUUAAAAUAAAUCAUGCUAAGCCUACAUGAAGAAAUAAUCUAUAACUUUAUGCGGUAAAUAUAUAAAAGGAAAAAUACUUGUAUCAAAGAUGUUGUGGAAAACAAUAUCUUUGUCUCGGAAGAGAUACGUAUACAAUUUAUAGGCAACAACUGGAAUGUAAAGGUAACCAGAACCAGACAACCGUCCUUCAUUGGAUAGUAGGCCUAAUCCUUAAUAAAAACAAAUCUGCAAGAUUGAAGACAAACGUUUCCCGAAACCACUUAUGACAGAUUACCUGUGUCAAAUUUAGUUGAUAAAAAAUGACAUUAGGGAGGUUCGCAAGCUUAUGAAAACGAUAGCGCGAAUCCUGUUACGUCAUCGAAAGUGUAGUCCAUUCAUUCCAUACAGUAGUACCUGUAUAUCGCUCACAACAUAGACUUUUACAUGAAUCGGUGAUCAUUAUUUAGCCCGAGUGUGUAUUUUCAAUUAUGUCUUAGUCAUGAAGAUAAUGAAGAUGAAGUAUUCGUGUGUGUUUGCUAUAGUUUUCGUAAGGCUGUGAAAUCUCCAAAUUAUUAUAAUGUUGAUUAGAUUUCAGAGAAAAUCAAAUGAUGGGCGUUUUUUUUUUUUCUGCUACAUUGUGUGAAUACCGUAUAGAAACUGUAACCGUCUCUAAUAAGAAGUAAAACCGUUACUAAUUGUAUAAAGAGGUAGUCUUUUCGAGGUUAAGUAUAUUGAUGAAUUUGAAAGCAGUCUCCACAUAUAUAUUAAGUUCCAAAUAACAGUAACGUUAUAGUAACAAAACAGUUUUAUGUUCAAAAUAUUUUCUGUAGAAUCAUAAAUAAUACGUAAUAAUAAACUACUUUUUUCAAACGUUGGUGCAACGCUUUGUUAACCUUACUUUUCUUAUAACAAAGUUCAAUUUAUAACAAUUAAACAUUGCAUUUUGCUCGCUUGGUAGUUCCGUUAUAUAAGUUUAAAUUUAUCGAAGACACGUAUAGAUAAUAAAGGUAACGUAACAAAAUUAAUAAAAUGUCCCUAAAUUAAAAUUACAGUAGCCUACUGUCACCUACCGGUAUUAGUUUUCUCUUGAAUGUGGCAAACAAAACGAUGACAUAUUCGAUUAAAUUUAACUUUAAUUGGCACUAUGAGUUGCAAUAGAAAUUGUAACAAUAUUUUUCAAUACAAACAAUAACUACAUAUAGAGGGGUUAUCUUCCUAGCAUAUGCCAUCCCAUAGAGGGGGGUUAUCUUCCUAGCAUAUUCCAUAAAAGGAUGAAAUAACGUGAUGCGUUUCUCAGCGAGUUUUUUUUUAUGAGGCUUUAGGGAAUGGAGUAAUUUUUUAGAUUAAAAGGCAAACAUCUUAAACACUAAGCUAUUUAAAUCCGCUAAAUUUAGGAUACAAAAUCAACAAAUGUUAAGAGAACUUCGUGAUUCAAGUUCUAUCAAUGAAUGGUCAAAUAUAAUAUAUAUUAUAGCAAUUAUCUUGUUACUAUCAAUUAUCAAAAUAAUUUUCUUGUGUUGUAUUUUCUAUUGGAUGCACAAGUUACGGUCAAUAAAGGAUGUUUUCAAAUUCGCUACAUAUAAAGCCUAAAUAAUCCCUUAGUAUAGAGAUUUGCCAAAUACUGUACCCUUUAUAAGGGAAAGAAAGAAAUCUCAUAGAUUUUUAUUUCAUUCUAAUUUGUUGGUCUUGUUAAUGUUAUUGUUAUAAUGGGCAUGAUUGUUUUAUGUAUGGACUCACCGUCGUAGAGGUGUGUACCACUGUUUUUUAAAUGAGUGCCAUUAAUUACUGAAAACUGGAUGUAUUUUAAAUUUAUGGAAGAAUACAAAUAUGUCAAAUAUAUUUCCAGUCUAUUGAUUUCGUUUUGAUUUAGAAAUUGUGAUCAUUUGACCUAACCAUGUAGACCUAACGAAUUCUGCCUAUUUAUGCUAUAGUCUUCUGGAUAUUUUUAAGUAAAACAGUACGGGUUUAGUAACAUUGGCCUACUAAUAAAUGGCAUAAAACUUUGGUUUUUUUCGCUCUGUUUUAGACUUAGACACAUACAUGGUAUCGAAAAAAAAAUUCACAUAUCUAGGCGUACAGUACUUUAGGCCUAU